AUGUCCAGACUGUCUUCGAUCUUUCUCAUCGCUUUGGCUUCGCCCUUAACCGCCUUGCCGGAGCCCGCCAAUUCCAAGUUUCAGAAUCAAGGAUCAUGUUCUGGAAACACACCUACUACUCGAGACCAAUGGUGUGGAUUCGAUAUCCACAGUGAUUACUACUCGGUUGUUCCUGAUACUGGUGUGACGAGAGAAUACUGGCUUGAAAUCAGCGAGAUAACCUUUGCUCCGGAUGGAGUUCCCAGAUUCGCCCAAGCUAUUAACGGAACGAUACCAGGGCCAACUAUAUUUGCCGACUGGGGCGAUAAUGUUGUCGUUCAUAUGACAAGUAAUCUGAAGACUUCAUCCAACGGUUCAUCCUUUCACUUCCAUGGCACUCAUCAAAAUUACACAAACCCUCACGAUGGUGUUGUUGCUAUUACCCAGUGCCCUGUUGCACCAGGGUCCUCUGUAACAUACAGAUGGCGUGCGACCCAGUACGGUACCUCGUGGUAUCACUCUCAUUUUGGGCUCCAGACGUAUGAUGGUGUUUACGGUGGUUUGAUCAUUCGUGGUCCCGCAAGCGCCAACUAUGAUGAGGAUGUUGGGACCAUCAUGCUCAGCGAUUGGUCGCACAAGACUGUCAAUCAACUUUUACAUGAUGUCCAGCGAGAGGGUCCUGCGCUGAUGGAUAAUGUUCUAAUCAACGGUACUAAUGUCCAUAGAAAUGAUACCGAUAAGAACCAGACUGGAGAGAGGUUCAGACUAGAUUUCAAGGAGGGCAAGACAUAUCGCCUACGUCUCAUCAACACUGGGAUUGAUACUCUAUAUAAGUUUUCCAUCGAUCAUCAUACUCUCAAAGUCAUUGCGGUAGACUUUGUAGCAGUUAAGCCCUACGAAACCGACCACAUCAGCCUCGCAAUUGGUGAACGUAUGGAUAUUCUUGUCACGGCAAACCAAGCUUCAAAGGCAUCGUCAUUUUGGCUUCGCGCUAUCCCCCAACUUGACUGCACCAGAAACGUCAAUCCUCAAAAUGCGCUCGGUAUUGUAUCUUAUGCAUCGAACAGCACUACACCCACGACGAAAGGACGCAAACACGAGGAUCAUUGCCAAGAUGAGCCUUACGAGAGCAUUGUACCUGUCGUUCCUCGCAAUGUUGGACCUCCUGAGAUGGAAGUCAUACAGAACGCCAACCGCUCUUGGAACUCAGAUGGCAUCAUCAAAUGGGCGCUUAACAGCACCACCAUGAUCGCAGAAUGGGGCGAACCCUCGCUCCUCAAGCUCAAUAACAGCGCCUCAUUCACUAAGUCUAAUGCUGUCAUUCGUGUUCCCAAAAGGGAUGUCUGGGUUUACCUUGCUAUUGAGACAGAGCAGGAUAUCUCUCAUCCUAUCCACCUUCACGGAUUCGAUUUUCAGAUUCUCGCUCAAGGCCCCGGUCCAUACGAUUCAAAUGUCACCCUCAACACAGAAAACCCCCCACGCCGUGACACUGCUCUCUUACCUGCCAAAGGGCACCUUGUGAUCGCAUUUCUCACCGACAAUCCAGGUGUGUGGCUCAUGCACUGCCAUAUAGGUUGGCAUGCUGCGGAAGGCUUCUCGCUACAAUUUGUUGUUCGAGAAGACGAGAUCCCAAGCCUCGUGUCGGACCAGGAAUACAAGGAUAUCGAAGAAGGUUGCAAAGCAUGGAACGACUUCUCACACAAGAUGAAGAUGGAGCAGGACGACUCGGGUAUCUGA
Messenger RNA from Fusarium tjaetaba, 1716 nucleotides. RefSeq names its product laccase precursor. The transcript has 3 exons. NCBI's taxonomy places the organism in Eukaryota, Fungi, Ascomycota, Sordariomycetes, Hypocreales, Nectriaceae. Bases 1 to 1716 code for a protein of 571 amino acids. Gene Ontology annotation, molecular function: oxidoreductase activity; copper ion binding. The record is from RefSeq and is a predicted model, not a curated record.